UUUAAUCGUAUUGCUGCCAUCAUUUCAGAAAAUGAAUCUGAAACUAUUUCUUGCGGUAGUAGUUUUUUCCGUCUUGUUCUACGAAUCCACUGCAUUUGGUUUGGCUCUACUUAGAAGCUUAAAAAACAUGUUUUGCGGCCAAAUGACGACGACAACAACGACAACAACUCCAGCACCCAUCUUGAAUUUGACGCAAAACGCCACUGGCGCCUUGAGCUUUAUUGUGCGUGUACUUAGCGAAAAUCUAUCCGACCCAACCAGCGGAUCGCCAGUGAUAUAUGCGCCUAUUUUCAACUGGGCGCAAGUGCCGUCAAACGAAACAAGUUCUUGAUAUAACCAAAUGUGUAUACAAACAUUUGUGCAUUUGUGAUGUGAUUGUUUCCAAAUAAAAUAUAGUGUUAACUGUCUGAUUGUCCUGUAAAUAUUUGCUCUCUUGCUUAUUUUCUUAACAUUUUCAUUGUUUGUGCGGAUAAUUAAGGCCAGCCAAUUGAAGCUAGCACAUUAUGCUUACGUGAAUGUUUAUUGAAAUGAUAGUUCUUUGCGAUGCAUCAUUGUAAUACCGUUGUGUUAAAGAGUAUUUUCUUGUUUAAAACCAUAAUAUAACCAAUAUAAUGUUUGCUCAGAUAUAAAGGCAACGCUUAUAGUUUUUCUACACUAUCUACUUUAUUUAGUUUUGUCAAUAAUUUAAAAUCAG
Bactrocera oleae (olive fruit fly) is the source of this 694-nucleotide messenger RNA. The record is from RefSeq and is a predicted model, not a curated record. NCBI's taxonomy places the organism in Eukaryota, Metazoa, Arthropoda, Insecta, Diptera, Tephritidae.